Molecule: messenger RNA, 11318 nt
Organism: Hemiscyllium ocellatum (epaulette shark)
Lineage: Eukaryota; Metazoa; Chordata; Chondrichthyes; Orectolobiformes; Hemiscylliidae
Gene: atrn
Product: attractin
Exons: 29
Coding region: 52-4158 (1368 amino acids)
Cellular component (GO): Golgi apparatus
Molecular function (GO): protein binding
Source: RefSeq, a predicted model, not a curated record
UUUUCACCUUCUCCCGGGGACGGUCUGCGGCUCGAGCCCAAAGUUGAGAAUAUGGCGGCGGAGGAGCGACGGACCGGCUCCGGGCUCCGGGGGAGGCUGGUGGCGGUCGCUGUCGGCUCUGGGAGAUUCCUGACGUGGGGCGUCAUGUUGGUGCUGUGUGUGUCGGUGUGCGGGUGGCCCGGUGCCCAGGGCAAGGAAUGUGAGAAGCGGUGUGUCCACGGGAACUGCAGCGCAGCGGGCGGACAGUGCGUGUGUCAAGCCGGCUGGGUCGGGGAGCUGUGUCAGCACUGCGGCGGCAGGUUCAAAUUAACUGGACAAUCUGGAUAUCUUACUGAUGGACCUGGAAAUUAUAAAUACAAAACAAAGUGUACUUGGCUUAUUGAAGGACAGCCAAACACGAUAUUGAGACUUCGAUUCAUUCAUUUUGCCACAGAGUGCAGCUGGGACCAUUUAUAUGUAUAUGAUGGGGACUCUGUAUAUGCACCAUUAUUAGCUGUGUUCAGCGGCUUAAUCGUACCUGAGAAGAAUGGGAAUGUGACUGUACCUGAAGUUGUUUCAAGAUCUGGUUAUGCUUUGCUGCAUUUUUUCAGUGAUGCUGCCUAUAAUCUAACUGGAUUCAACAUAACAUAUAGUAUCAAUUCCUGCCCAAACAACUGCUCAGGCCACGGAGAAUGCCAGGCAGAUGCUGACAACAGCACUGUGUACUGUGUGUGCAGUGAAUACUGGAAAGGAGAAGAUUGUAAUGUCCCUUACUGCAGAGACAAUUGUGGGUUUCCACAUCAUGGAAAGUGUGAUCUGAAUGAUACCAAAGCAUGUGUAUGCAAUGAUAGCUGGCAAGGUCCCGACUGCUCAUUGCCAGCUAAUCAGCCCUUUUGGGAUUGGAAAGAAUAUGCGGUACCUAUGCUCGCCCGGGCAUCCCAUAAGGCCGUUGUCAAUGACGAUAUCAUGUGGGUUAUUGGAGGCUAUGUGUUUAAUUACUCAGAGUACCAGAUGGUUGCAGCAUUCGAUCUGAGGGAUCUGCAAUGGUUUCCAUUGAAUAAAUCUGCAAAUGGGGUCGUCGGGAGAUAUGGGCAUUCUGUGGCUUUGUACAAGGAUAAAAUUUAUAUGUAUGGAGGUAAAAUCGAUUCGACAGGGAAUGUCACAAACCAGCUCUGGGUGUUUCACACUCAGAAUCAAUCAUGGAUGCAGCUGACUCCAAAGGCUAAGCAACAGUAUGCAGUUGUCGGCCACUCGGCGCAUAUUGUGCAGUUGAAAGAUGGUCGUGUGGUGAUGUUGGUCAUCUUUGGGUACUGUCCGCUUUAUGGAUACAUCAGCAAAAUACAAGAAUACAAUCUUGGUAAAGAUACAUGGGAUAUACUGCAAACAAAUGGAGCCUUGGUUCAAGGAGGAUAUGGUCACAGCAGUGUUUAUGACCCCCACACCAAGGCAAUUUACAUACAUGGUGGAUACAAAGCUGUCAGUGCUAAUAAGUAUGGCCUGACAGAUGACCUGUACAAGUAUGAUGUAGAUGCGUGUACCUGGACAAUCUUGAAGGACCGAGGAUUCUUCCGUUACCUGCAUACUGCCAUUAUUGUCAGUGGAACCAUGUUGGUAUUUGGUGGGAAUACUCACAAUGACACUUCAAUGAGCCAUGGAGCUAAGUGCUUCUCUUCGGACUUCAUGGCUUAUGACUUGGCUUGUGACGAGUGGUCUGUGUUGCCUCCGCCUGAUCUUUCUCAUGAUAUCAAUCGGUUUGGUCAUUCAGCUGUAUUCAACAAUGGCACAAUGUACAUUUUUGGUGGGUUCAACAGUCUUCUGCUAAGUGACGUUUUGAUGUUCACACCAAGCAAUUGUGGGUCUUUUUCUGAUGAAGUGGCAUGUCUUGGGGCAGCCCCAGGAGUCCGUUGUGUGUGGAAUACCAACAUGCUGCGAUGUAUACCCUGGGAAAUGGCAUCUGCAGGAGAGGCUCAUCAGAUUCUUGAUAUGUGCCCCAACAAGACAUAUGCAGAUAAUGAAAAAUGUGAUCAGUAUACUGAUUGCUACAGCUGUACAGUGAACACAAAUGGCUGUCAAUGGUGUCAUGAUAAGUGUUUGUCGAAGAACAGUAACUGCACAGAAGCCACUGUAUUAAUCUGGGAUUAUGAAGCUUGUCCAAAAGAUAAACCAGAGUAUGUUUGUAAUAAGCUGACUAGUUGUAAAAGCUGUGCUAUGGACCAGAACUGUCAGUGGGAAGCCAGGAAUCAGGAAUGCAUCCCAUUGCCUGAAACCAUCUGUGGAGAGAGCUGGCACUUGGUGGGGAACUCGUGUUUGACAAUCACCACGGCAAAAGAAAACUAUGAUAAUGCCAAGUUAUUCUGCAGGAGUCAAAAUGCAGCACUUGCCUCUCUUACAUCACAGAAAAAAGUUGAAUUUGUUCUUAAGGAGUUGCAGAUUAUGCAUGUGUUGUACAAAACUAUCAUAACCCCAUGGGUUGGAUUACGGAAAAUUAAUGUUUCAUAUUGGUGCUGGGAAGACAUGUCACCUUUCACAAACACGUCAUUGCAAUGGAUGAUGGAAGAGCCAAGUGAUGCAGGAUUCUGUGGUUAUUUGGCAGAACCUUAUUUUGCGAGUUUGAGAGCAGCAACCUGCAUCAACCCAGUAAAUGGCAGUGUGUGUGAAAGACCAGCAAACCACAGUGCGAAGCAGUGUCGAACACCUUGUGCGCUGAGAACAACCUGUACUGAAUGCACCGGUGGCAACUCUGAGUGUAUGUGGUGCAGUAACAUGAAGCAAUGUGUGGAUGCGAAUGCAUAUGUGCCUUCCUUUCCAUUUGGCCAGUGUAUGGAAUGGUACACCAAGAACAGCUGUCAAGCUGAAAAUUGUUCUGGUUAUCGAACAUGCAGUGACUGCUUGGAGCAGCCAGGAUGUGGAUGGUGUACUGACCCCAGCAAUACAGGCAAGGGACAGUGUAUAGAAGGAUCUUAUCGAGGACCAUUGAAAAUACCUGCAAUAAAUACUCCAUAUGUUCCAGUUUUGAAUGUCAGCAUGUGCCCAGCAGAAACAAAAUACAACUGGUCCUUUAUCCAGUGUCCAGCUUGUCAGUGUAAUGGCCAUUGCAAGUGUGUUAAUGAAAGCAUCUGUGAAAAAUGUGAAGACUUAACAACUGGCAAACACUGUGAAACGUGCAUUUCUGGUUAUUAUGGUGAUCCUACAAAUGGAGGGAGCUGCCAAUCCUGCAAAUGCAAUGGACACGCAACCAUCUGCAACACCAAGACAGGAAGAUGUUUCUGCACGACAAAAGGAAUCAAAGGCGACAAGUGUCAACUAUGUGACGUUGAAACACGAUACCAGGGUAACCCACUGAAAGGGACCUGUUACUAUACUCUACUGAUUGACUACCAGUUCACCUUCAGCCUGUCUCAAGAGGAUGAUCGUUACUACACUGCCAUCAAUUUUGUAGCCACCCCUGAAGAACAAAACCGAGACUUGGACAUGUUUAUUAAUGCGUCAAAGAAUUUCAACCUCAAUAUAACGUGGUCUAGUAGCUUUUUAGCGGGCACACCACCUGGAGAAGAAAUGCCAAUUGUUUCAAAAACUAACAUUAAGGAAUACAGGGACAGCUUCUCGAAUGAGAAAUUUGAUUUUCGUAACAAUCCUAAUAUAACUUUCUUUGUGUAUGUCAACAACUUCACCUGGCCCAUUAAGAUACAGAUUGCCUUUUCUCAGCACAGCAACUUUAUGGACCUUGUGCAGUUCUUUGUCACUUUUUUCAGUUGUUUUCUGUCGUUACUAUUGGUGGCUGCUGUGGUGUGGAAGAUUAAACAGAGCUGCUGGGCAUCAAGGCGGAGAGAGCAACUUCUACGUGAGAUGCAGCAGAUGGCCAGUCGCCCUUUUGCCACCAUCAAUGUUGCCUUGGAGACGGAAGAGGAGCCACCUGAUCUCAUUGGUGGAAGCAUCAAGACUAUCCCUAAACCCAUUGCGUUAGAGCCGUGCUUUGGUAAUAAAGCAGCUAUUCUCUCGAUAUUUGUACGAUUACCAAGAGGAGUGGGAGGAAUACCGCCACCAGGGCAGUCAGGUCUUGCUGUAGCCAGUGCGUUAGUUGACAUUUCCCAGCAAAAAUCAAUGGAUCACAAAGAAAAGUCUGGAGCUGUGAGGAAUAGGAAACACCUUCCCCCUGCACAACCGGGCACCUGCAUUUGACACUUCAAAGCCUCAUUUUGUCAAUCUCUGAAGGAUUUUUUUAAGAAAACUUGGCUUGAGGUGCCGGUCAACUUCCAUUGAGAUUGUGGCCGAAAGAGACAAAAAUCAUUUUAAGAAAUCCAUAUCUCUCCAUCUUGUCCCUCUGCAUGUGUGAGAUUUGCUCGCUGAAGAUUAUGUACUAGUGUCUGUAUUUCCAAGACGGAGAUUUUCAUCAUGUAAUGCCCUUUUGUUUUGCAUUCACUUAGUGAAAUCCCGUGGAGGUCACAUUGUCCAGAGAAAGAGGAAGCGAUAAUCAAAAGCAAUAUCUGUUUUUUUUUAAACCUUUUUAUUCAUCUCUAGGAACUUCAGGUGAUGGAGGGCCAGAGAGAACUUUAUAAAGUUGAUGAUAUAUGUUAAAAAAGCAGUGCUGAAAUGAAAAGAAUGUGAUAUUACAUGCUUAUAGCUCUAUUGUUAGAACCCAGAUACAAGUACGAUCUGUCUCAAGUUGCCACAGAUGCCAGUUCUGUUGGCUUGUUUCAGAAUGACUGCAGAUCAUAUUUAUACAGGGACACUUAUAACAUACCUCAGCUUGUAUAUAAAGAAAUAGUCAUUCAGAAUUACUACAUCUCAAUUUUAAUAACAUUCAGGAACGUUCCAAGAAAGUUAGAGAACAGAAUUAUUCUCGAGUAACACUAUUUGCUGACAUUUUUUUUCUUUUCUCUGUCAGGUUAACAAUUACCCAUAUGCUUUCUCAUUUUAUGGAAAAUUUGGUAGGAAACACUAAAUUGGAAGCAAGGUGAUCUGCAUCGUUUUGAUAAAGGGAACCUUGGCAGUGAAUUUUGUAAUUUUACCCUGAAAUAUGAAAAUUAGUAAGAACCUGGGAGCAAUAGAAAUGAGGUAAAAACAGAACUGCUGUGCUCUGCCAGCACCACUGAUCCAGAAUCCAGCAAUAGAAAUGGUCUGUUUAGAUUUGACGUUUGAUCUUUGUGAAGUUGUCUCGCUUUGACAUGAAGGAACAGUUCACCUAUGAAAUGGUUAGCGUGUCUAGCGAAACUUGAUCAAAAAUAAUUCAGUCAAAUUUGCACAUAAGCUUUUAUAAGAAACAGAACUAAGUGACUAUGAUUAGCAGUAAAUAUCAACUUAUCACAAUAAUUUGAUGGACUAUUCGCUGUGUGAUUUAUAUGCUCUGUACUAUAUAUCAUGUCUUUAAUGCUCCUUACCAGCCACUUGGAACCAAAUAGAAUAAAACAAAGAACUGUAGAUGCUGGAGGUCUGAAACAACAAAUAGCAGAAAUUGAUAGAGAAAGUCAGCCGGUCUGGCAGCAUUAGUGGAUAGAAAAGUUAAUAUUUUGCGUUUGAAGGGUUUGCUGGUCUCAAAAUGUUAACUGUUUUCUCUCCACACCUACACAGCCAGACCUACUGAGUUUUUCCAGCAAUUUCUAACUGAACAGAAUAUUGAUCUCUGCUGUUCUCUUGUGAAAACUGCUCCUUUUUAUGCAUGUUAAAAAGUACUUUCACACUGGCUGUUUUACAAGAAACUUUGAUGUAUACACUGGAGUGGUCUUGUGCUAGUUGAGCAUGAGAUCUGAAAGCUUGCUUAGUCAUUGAUAUUGAAAGUUGUUGCUUGCAACAGAACCACUUGGUCCAUUUUGCUGAGCCAGAAACGUCAUUACAGAUUUAAAAAGUGAAAAUGAUGGACAUUUGGAUUAAAAAUUGAGAAUGCUGUAAACAUAAAAAUUAAUUCAGCACCUUUUCUGCACAGAGGUCAGUAUUUCAAGCAUGGUUCUUCUGCAAAACUGAGCAAUACUUCAGCUUAACAAUAUCUUCAAAACAAUGAUUAAAAAUUAAUAUCAUCAGUAUAACCUUUCAACAAAAAUAGUUAUGACAUUGACUUAUGCCCAAGAUGGUAAAGUUUCAUUUCACCUUCAAAUGUUGAAAUGCCUGCAAUGAGCUCCAAUAAUUCUAAAUAUUGUAAAAGAUAAAUAAUUUCAGAAUUUACAGCAUUCACAACUAUCUUGGAUUUUUUUGGUUUUACCUGCUGAACACUAUUGCAAUUGGCCAAUCUAAAAACAAACAUUACUGCAUGUUGACAGCGAUUCCAAAUCUCAGAUUUAUCAGAAAUUUCAACUGGUGCUGAUUUAAUUCAUGGAAUUCUAGCGACCCAGAAAAAUGAUUUUAUUGCUACUAAUCACUAAUGGAGUGAUACAAAGAGGGAUUUAAAUUUUAAAAAUAAGGACUUUAAUAAUAAAUGCAAGAAAUUUGACCAGUUGUAAAAUGCUUGUAUAAAGAACUCUGAGUUUUUUCAGCAGGUGUUAACAGCACAUUGUGUACUCAUUCCAUUUAAUUCAGGGCAUACACCAAAAUCUGUGCCCAGAUCUCUCACUCCAGAAAUUAAUGGACAUUGUAGAAACUUGAAUGUUUGGCAUUGGGAAAUCCAAUUUGUCAUUUGAUCUUUGCACCUCCUUACUCUCACUGAGUGAGGACAAGAUACUCUGAGGUACGACAUAAUUCAACUGACCAUGUCAAAUUUGAGUUGUUGCUAAAGUUUGUAAUAAUUUACUUGAAUUUAGAGUAACUUUUUUUUCGAAUUUAGAAAACCACAGUGCAUUAAUAAUGAUUACUGAAAUUAGUGGUUUCAAAGUAUAAUGAGUAUAAAUAUAACUUGGAAUCUAAAUACUUCCCAAAAUGUUAAUUUAAUAAAGUGAGAAAACAGAUGCUGGCAGGUCUUGAGCUCUUUUUCAGUGACUAGAUUUAACUGGUCAGUGACAUACCCCUGUUUUGGCUUUAAUGUGGAACUGCUAUUCCUUUUACAUUCAUUAGAUUCUAAAAUUUUGGGACUUUUUAUAUUAUCUGUGAAAGGUAAUAAACCGUGAUUAUUAUCAUUCAUAGAUAGCAAGCUUAGGGCUGGAAGAAAGGUAGUCAAGGAUACUUCUAAAACAAAACACACUGAACGAUUAUUCUUUAAUAAAAUUUCUUAAUUAGGGAAUCAAAGCUAGUUGAAUUUAUUCUGUACCAAGAUGCAGAAACAAUUAACCUAUUUUUCUUUCCUCUUCAUAAGACUGUAAAUUACUUCUUCAACUACAGUCUUUUGCUUUUCACCUUUAAAUAUGCCCCCUAAAAGGAGUAGGAAUUUGUAUUUUCUUGCCAUUAGUGAAGAGAGGAGCAAGUAACUACUGGCUGACUGAGCUAGUUGACAAGCUCAUUUGUUUUAGUCUUAAGCGCAGUAGGAUCUCUAGCAAUUCCCCUCUCAUCAACUUCCCAAUGUACUCUGUACUAAUCCAUUGAUGGGACCAGGAACUGCAUCUGGCCACUUAGCUCAUGGGUCAAAAACUGAGACAAAUAAUUAUUUUUUAUUAGUCUUUCAUGGGUUAUUUCCGUCACUAGCAUUUCAUCCUAAAAUGCCCUACAGAUAUAGCAUUUUUUUGUACGGACAAUGAAGGUGAUUUAUUUUCUCAGUUGUGCAGUCUUUGAAUUAUGUAGAACUGGCAAAUGCUGACAGAUGGAAGAAGGGCCAAAAAUCUGAUUUUAUCUUAGCAAUUCCUGUCUGUGGGGAAACUAAUCUGCUUUCCUUAAUGCUCUGCCUAGUCUAAAUCCAACAUUAAUACUUUAAUUUCUUCAUUCAGACUUUACUGCAAUAAUGUCAGCCUGUUUGACAAUUAUUUUGUUUCUGUAAGCUGGUUAUUGUUGACACUACGUCUAACCCAAGUAACAGUUUAUAUAUGAGGAAACAACACGUUUCAGCUCAGAUUUGAAAUCUUUAUGCUUUUGCAGUUUCCAAAUGAAAUGAAUGAAUGAAGGAUUUUUUCAGUAUUCCCACUUACUUAGAUCCUACAGAUCCAUUGCCUGAAUGUUUAAAACAAUAUUUAUUUAACAUGCAAACAUUUAGUAGCAACAAUUCAGAAAGAUGGGCAGCUAUGAAGGAGGGAGAAAAGUAUUAGUUAGGCUCCUAACUGCUUGCUUAGCUGACACCUACUGCCUAUCAUCAUAUCCCCACCAACUGCACCAGAAUAGAUUAAUGUCUUUCAGUCAUGUGUCAUUUAUGGAAUCUUGAUAUGUGCAAACUGACUACUGUACAUCCCAAUGUUAACUACACUUGAACAGUAUACUGUUGAUUGUAAGCAUUUUGGAAUGUUUUCAGAUUAGGAUUAGCAUUUUUCAACAAAUGAGCACCCUGCCAUCAAGGCGUACAGCUAGACAAGGGUUGAUGGAGAUUUUGAUUUAUUGCUGUUGACCAAUUCUCAGAUAGCCUUUACCCAUCCAAUGCAAAUAGUUGUUUCUUGUUUUUCUGUCAACAGUUAACUUACAACACCAUCAGUGAAACCCAUUCCUAACCUAAAGAUUGUUCUUUGCCUGUGCUGAUAUUUUAUUUCUUCUGAUUCAUUUCUUUAAAUAAUCAAACUUUAAAAUAAUUGUUCCAUUACUCAUAAGAUUGCUUUACCAGUAUUGGUGGGCUUUCAUAAUAGAGUAGCAGAGUCGAUGUUUAAUCAAACUGGCUGUGAAAGAAGUUGAAAUUAGUCACAAUGGAAGUUCCUUUGUAAGACAGGUAACUUAAUUUCUUUUGCUUCAUAGCUGUAUUAGAAAACACUUUCAUAGGCAUCUUGGCUAUUGAUGUUUUUCUUCCUUUUUUCUCGUCCUAUCUCCAUAUUAUACAACUUAUGAGACGAAUUUUCAUUUGACAUCCAGACUGUUGACUAAUUGGCAUAUAUUAUCUUUUUUACCCUUGGCAUAUUUUGCUUGAUCUCAGCCUUGAGUUUUACGUUCUGUAUAGGCCAAUGAAAAGGGCAUGUUAUCUUGAGCUAGUUAGUAUCAGUGGGUAACCUAGAUUUUGAGUUUUCUAUAAAUAAUCAUAUUGUUCAACUUUCUUUCACACCACUUGUUCAGUCAAAUGUAAAAUAAGCAAGGGUUAGGACAUGAUCUAUCUUCAGUAGAACUGUGAUGUGAAGAACGUACUGUACAACAUGUUAAUCUUUAGGACAAUUCGACCCCCUUCAGUUCACCACAUGUGCUUACUGUUCUAAUUCUAGGAGAGAGGGUUCAAUCUUGCUGCACUCCUUUAUAAGUAAACAGGUCACCUUCAGAUUAAUAGUUUAACAUUGCAAUUGGAGUGGUUAUUGCACUGUUGAGCAGGGAGUUUAUAUUUUUUGGAAUGCAUUACAGAGAGUAAUGAUCAAAAUUGAAAAUGUAAAUACUUCAAUCUACUUGGGAGGGGAGUGCAGAGUCUGGUCUUUACUAACAAGUUAAAAACAUUCUAAUUAGCUGUUGCAAUCAAGUAAAGUUAGGUAAGUUUUAUUUUUAAUGACUAAUUUGUAUCAAACCUUGAAAUCAGAGCAUUAAACAGUGACAGAUAGAGUUGGAAACUUUCCAAACAUGCAUAGAAGAAUGCACAGCCUGUUGUGUAUUGUGAAGUGUUUUAAACAAGUGAUUGAUGUGAAACAUUGCUGUGUUGCAAGGUGCAUUGUUUGGUAUGAUGUGUGGAAGCAGUGAUUUUGCUAACACAUUUUUCAGUGAGGUGAGAUACAAAGUCUUAUACAGAUUAAAGAUCCUUUAUAGAAAAUGACAUUGGUGGUUGCACUGUUGGGAAAUAAAUUUGGACUUUAGUAACUGUGCAUCGCCCUACUGCGACACAUUACAAAUAUACAGCAAGUCCACCAACAUGUGAGUAGAAAAAAGAUAAAUUAAGUAAUUGGGAGUUCUGAAACAUUCAUAACCUUCCUUCUUUACUUCCAGAUACCAAUGGAUUUGCUAAAAAAAAGUCAUAAUCUUCCUUAUUUGCUUCCAUACACUAAUGGACUUGCUGAGUUUCCGAUUAUCUUUUGUUGUUUAUUUCAGGAUUUGAUCAUCUGCUGUAUUGAGUGCUUCCUCUGAAAAAUCAUCCUCACCUCACUGUUGAGAGAAUAGCCUAUUCAAUACUCAUUUGAAAACAAGCUUAAAUUAUUGUGAAAUGGAGUGAAAGGAAAAUCUCGAGAUGUGGUCAGAUUCUAGUGACACCACUGCAAAAAGGCUAAAAGAUAAUGCUGUAUGAACAGCAUGUUGAUUGAAGUGGCCACACCGCCAUUUUAUGUGCGCAACUGAAAAAAGUGCACAUUGUCUUUUAGAAGAUAGCUAUCUUAUAUAAUCUCUGAAUUUAGUCAAAUGGCUGUCUGUUGGGGGAGAAAAACACAACUGGAACAACAUUCUGGAGCCACCUGGACUUGUGCUUUUAAUUAAUCUGGUCUUUGACAUAAAUGAAAUCUAAUGUUUCAGAAAGGUACAUCAAAAAUGGCUAUUUAUGGUUCUUCUUUUACUAUUAAAUCAUUUCUUUGAUCGUUUUUUAAAAUUCAGUACAAAUAUUGGACCUGUCCUUGGAACUAAUAUCUUAAAAUUCCAGAAAGAGGAUAAUUGAGCAAUUUAAAUACAACUCCUUUUCCAAAACAAAGGUGUCUGAUAUUUUGAAAAUUAUUGGCAUAACUUGCCAACUAUUUCUAACACUGCAUCGCAAAAAUAAAAUCACUGACAUCCCAAAAAUCAAGCAUGAUGACAACUUAAAUGUUCAGAAUCCCAAAAUGGAAUUGGAUUUACCAUUAGUUUGGGGAUUGCAUUCCACAGUUCUUCCAUGUUUUACUGUAAGGCAGAAAUCUUAUUUAUGGAGGACUUGCUAUUCCAGUGAUAAUAGCAAAGAUGGUAAACCCUUCACAAUUACUGUUUGCCAGAGGAGUCCCUCACUCCCAUGCGUUUCCCUCCCAAUUCUGUAAAUAUGCCCUAACUUUACAGAUACAUACAGCAGAACAUUUGUACUUGGGACCAAGUGCUUAAUAGUCUUUUCCUGAUGUAUCAUUUGCCUGAUCACUUGAACCAUGAGCUGUGAAAACGCACAAGGCAUCAUAUAAACCAAUGGCUGAUUUUUCUGUAAAGUCUUCACAUAUUGCUUCCAGAAUGUUCUUCCUGUACUCUUACUUCCAUGUGCAUAAAAUUAGUAGUUUGUUAAUAUGUAUAAUUUAGCAUCGAUUGCACUGGUAUGUAAAUAUUGAGUAAGUAUUGUAAACUGUUUUACUGCAAGGGGGAAAUUGUUGAGAGAGUAACAUUUAGGAUUGCACUUUUUCGUAUAAUUUUUUUGUAUUGUAAAAUAACAGCUAAUUUAAUGGUUGAAAUUUGAAUUGAAAUAGAAAUAAUAAAGAACUACAAAGUGGGGGAAAUGACUGUAA